Molecule: messenger RNA, 577 nt
Organism: Mycena citricolor
Lineage: Eukaryota; Fungi; Basidiomycota; Agaricomycetes; Agaricales; Mycenaceae
Source: the annotation of a GenBank genome assembly
CACCAGUUCAUAUUUCUCAAUGCAGUUUUUCCCAUCUCAGAAACUUCAGCAGGGAGUAUUCAUCCCAUGUGACCUAGUGAGAGAGCGGAUGCAAACUUACGAAGUCGCGUGUUGUCUAGAUGCAGAGCAACACAGCAGGCAGGGCAAAAGCCGCGGCCAAUAUCCCAGCCAGGAAGAUACUGUUUCCGAGCGGUCACCCAGCAGCGGCGGAAGUUCUGUCGCGGGUGGCCGAGACGAUGCGGACUGCUGUCUUGUUCGCGCGAGUUUCGCACGCGGACAGACUCUAGGUGCCGUCUUGCGCUGCGAUCGAGUUCGUCUCAAUGCAAGUCUGCCAUUGCUCUGCGAGUGAGCCCACCUGCGCGGCCGUGACCGAGUCGAUGUCCGAGACGAAGCUCAUCUUAGCAUUGUGCCCACAGCUCCUGCCUGAGUUGUUUGAGAUGGAAGCGGCGAUCCCCCCGAACGCAUCACAGCAUGUGCGCAUAGUUGCGGCGCUGUUGCCCCAACAGCCUGCCAUUUGAAAUGAGCUAUCGGCUUGUCAAAGUGACUAGUGCGAUAGCACCGACGAUAUAUCCGCAGG